UUUACAACAGAGACAAAAGCUGACUCAGUUCUCCAGGCAACACUCCUUCCAACACUGGACAUAGGCACCCCAUUCUUAGCACAGAAGGGCGCACCGCCCCUUCCCCUGCGCAUGCGCAGGCUGCAUUUCGGCUCCUGGUCGAUCCCUGGCCUUGCGUCCCUCCUGGGAACAUUUCUUGGCCUUCGGCUCUGCGCACAGCCCGGAGCGGAGGGUGAGCCCUACGCGGCGGCAAGGGCGGAGGGUUCUGGGAGCUCGGGGCCAUGGGACCGCUGUCGGCAGCAAACAGGGACCCGCGGGGGGCCGGUCUGGGGUGCAUUCGGACGCCGGGGUUCGGGCUGCGGGGGUCCAGAUGGUCUGCACCUCUGCAGAGCAAACCUAGGGCCGCUAGCGGGUGCUGCGCGUGCGCGUUUUGUGCAGCAGGCGGGGGCGGUGCGGGGUUGUAGGGAGGGAACGUGAGGAGUUAGCGUGGCGUGAGCGUGAUGCUGUGACGCGUUUGUCCUCUGGCUCCUGGAGCCAGAUGCUGGGAUGUGGGGGCGGAUGGACCACUCUGGUCCCGAGUGAAUGAAUUACUGGGACAGGAUAACCCACUCGGGACUCUUGUUUCCUUUUCUGCACAAUGUGAUUAUUACGAAUACUUCUUUCUUUUUUUCUUUUUCUUUCUUUUUUCUUUUUUUUUUUUAAAGCUGCAACUACUUCUUGUGCAGGAAAUACCCUGUGAGGGUCACAGGGAGCCCACCCUUGCCGCGGGCCUUUGGACUGGUCCCUAGGGCGCAGUGUUUGGAGUGGAAGAGGAAAGAGCCGGCCUAGCUAGCCUUCUGCCCCUCAAACACUUGGAAUCCCCGUUUUGAAUUUGAUAUUCGCUCAUUUGUUGUGUGUAAUGACACAAUAUCCUGAAACCAUGGAAGACUGUGUGCCCGCCGAAAGUCUGAGACAAGUUUAAGGAGAGAGAGCUCUUCCCUCCUCCACUCAGAGCAGAAAAUGAACAAAUCCCAGGAGCAAGUGUCGUUCAGGGAUGUGUGUGUGGAUUUCACCAAGGAGGAGUGGUAUCUGCUGGACCCUGCUCAGAAAGUGCUUUACAGAGAUGUGACCCUGGAGAACUAUAGCAACUUUGUCUCAGUAGGGUAUUGUGUUACUAAACCAGAUGUGAUCUUCAAAAUAGAACAAGGAGAAGAGCCAUGGAUACCAGAAAAUGGAUUCCCAUGCUACCCAGAAAGGAAAUGGAAAGUGGAUGGCCUAUUGGAGAGCAACCAGGAAGAUCAAGGUGACCAUUUGUGGCCGCUCAUGCUCACCAGCAAGCUCGUGCAUGUAGACAGUGGCGGUAACCCAAGAAAAACCUCCGCUCUAGAAAUGGACCCUGUUUCUUCAACAAGUUUUCUGCUCAAAAUAUGUGACUCAUGUGAAAUGAAUUUAAAGAAUAUUUCAGGUGUCAUUAUUAGUAAAAAGAACUAUUCCAGAAGGAAACUUGAUGAGUUUAAUAUAGGUGAGAAACCACUCCUUAAAAUUGGGCAUGAGAAAAUUCCCGUAGGAGCAAAAUCAUAUAAAUACAAUGAGAAAAGGGGUAGCCUCAGCCUUUGCCAGGGUCUCACACGGCCAGUUUCUGGUCAGCCUUUUGAGUAUCAUGAAAACGAACAAGGCUUCCGUGAGGAAGUGGCCCUGUGCCCGAGUCAGCUCUCUCACUCAGGGCAGACGCUCUGUAAACACACCGAGUGCGGAAGAACGUUCGUCGACAGUUUGAAGCUCAGUGUGCCGCAGAAAACUCACCUGCGCAUGGAGCCGCACGAAUGCAGCAUUUGUAGAAAGUCCCUUCAUGUAGAUUUUCAGUUUGGACAUGAGGGAGCUCUUCCCAGGAGCAGUCCUUGUGAGCGGAACACCUAUGACAAAAUCUUCUGCGAUGGCCCAGCUUUCAUUGUUCACCAGGAAGCUUACUCGAGACAGAGUGCCCAGGAGUAUAAGGUGAGUAACAACGCAUGGGCAAAGUCAGCUCUCUUUAAACACCAGCUAGUCCAGAUGGGGGCGAAACCCUAUCAGUACCAUGAAAACGGGAAACUUUUCAGCAAGAAAUCACAUCCCACCCAGUCUCGAAGAGCUCACUUGGGAGGAAAAACCUUUGAAUGUGGUGAGUGUGGUAAAAUGUUCUGGGAGAAAUCAAACCUCACCCAGCACCAGAGAACGCACACCGGAGAGAAACCCUAUGAAUGUACCGAAUGUGGGAAAGCCUUUUGCCAAAAACCACACCUUACCAACCACCAGCGAACGCACACGGGAGAGAAACCCUACGAAUGCAAGCAAUGUGGGAAGACCUUCUGUGUCAAAUCAAACCUCACCGAACAUCAAAGAACACAUACAGGGGAGAAGCCCUAUGAAUGUAAUGCAUGUAGGAAAACCUUCUGCCACAGGUCCGCCCUCACCGUCCAUCAGAGAACACAUACAGGAGAGAAACCGUUUAUAUGCAAUGAAUGCGGGAAGUCCUUUUGUGUGAAGUCAAACCUGAUUGUACAUCAAAGAACUCACACCGGGGAGAAGCCCUACAAGUGUAACGAGUGUGGGAAGAUGUUCUGUGAAAAGUCAGCUCUCACUAAACACCAGAGAACUCACACGGGGGAGAAGCCCUACGAGUGUAACGUGUGUGGGAAGACCUUCGGUCAGAGGUCGGUGCUCACCAAGCAUCAGAGAAUUCACUCCAGGGUGAAGGCUCUGGAAGCCUCCUAGAUGGCCACCUUCCUUAUGCCUGUCAGGUCGGUUGUACGGUUUGAAAAGUGAGCUUAGAGCCUGCCAAAGAAUACCAGAGUCCUAGAAAAUGCCAUUAUGUUGAAAUACAUGAAAGCUUUCAAGAAAAUACAAACUUUCAUUAGAAGAUUGUUUUAAAGGGAAAUCAUUUAUAUAAACAUAUGGUUAAAAAAUCUAUAAAGUUUAAAUUAUAUGUCUUCCAAAUGUGUUUCAAAAUUGUAUUUUAAAUAUAAUGGAUAAUAUUAAUUUUACUUGUAUUCCUAGGAGAGUAUGAAACUUAAAAGUGAGUGAAAAUAGCAUUAAACAUGUAUGUAAAGAACAUCUUAUGUUUAUAGACCUUGUGUGAGUAUGCUAAUGUAAUAUUUAUGUACUUUAGGAAGUGCUUGAUCUGUGUAUUAGAACCCAGUAGGGAUGUGAGGAAAAACUGAACCCUUAGUGUAACAGCUAUUAUGGUAUACUUUCAACACUAAGUACCACCAGUGUCUUUUUAGGUUGAUAAGAUUAUGUAUGCUUAUGGACAUACGUGUGAAUGUGGAUCUACAUGUACGCAUAUGUAAAUAUAUGUAUAUGCAUGUACACAAAUGGAGAUGUCAUAAAGGCAGCUCACACCAACUUCAAAGUACUGAUAAUUGGUAAAACUUCAAGAAUUGUGUGAAUCAACCGUUUAAAGUUACACGAAGUUGCAGUUAAAUUAUAUGGAGAGCAAAGGAAAUAAACAGCCCUCGUCAUCCCUAAUGGUUUGCUGUCUUUCCCUGGUACCUUUGCUGCGUGCCAUUGGUCUCCAUGUGGAGAGUGCUGCAGAGUGCGGCUACUGCUGCUGUAUCUCCAGACUCCACCACAUCCAUCCCUACUCUCGUGUUGGUAGCUUGGCCUUCGAAACCGACAAGGCAUGUGUCAGGGUAUGGAUUUCCUCAGAGAAGCUGUGUGCAUGUAAGCUAUAUGGCAGACUUAGAGUAUAAAUCGCCCAUCCUUCUUUCUAGUUCCUAAAAUAAAUAAAUAAAAAUGGCUAUAGCCAUCAUUACCAAACUGCCUCUAUGGUAAAGAAGCCAAAAGAUGGUUUAUUGAGCCCUUUAGUUACCUCAGAAUUGUCUAGUUCUAAAUACUACCAUUCUCUUGUUAGGUUGGCCAGUAUGUUUCAAAUGACAUUGUUUCACGCACACACAAAACAUUGUCACAUACUUUUCACUAUUUUUGACCACGAGUAGGUGUGAUUAUUAUUACCAAACUACCCAUUUGGUGAAAAAAAAAUCAAGCAGUAUAUUUCUGAGGGUUUUUCUUAGCUACCUUUAUGUCAACCAUAUAAAUGCUGUUAAUAAAAAUGGUAUUUACAUGACUUAACAUGAGUUGUAAAUGUUUAUACUGCACUCUAAAAAUGAAAUAUGGUAGUGUAUAAUAAAAUGCUCAUUUUUUUA
Messenger RNA from Alexandromys fortis (reed vole), 4139 nucleotides. RefSeq names its product zinc finger protein 248 (gene Znf248). Gene Ontology annotation, biological process: regulation of transcription by RNA polymerase II. Bases 979 to 2709 code for a protein of 576 amino acids. Lineage: Eukaryota; Metazoa; Chordata; Mammalia; Rodentia; Cricetidae. Gene Ontology annotation, molecular function: DNA-binding transcription factor activity, RNA polymerase II-specific; RNA polymerase II cis-regulatory region sequence-specific DNA binding. The record is from RefSeq and is a predicted model, not a curated record. The transcript is spliced from 5 exons.